Messenger RNA from Funneliformis geosporum, 567 nucleotides. Lineage: Eukaryota; Fungi; Glomeromycota; Glomeromycetes; Glomerales; Glomeraceae. The record is from the annotation of a GenBank genome assembly.
AUGUCUGAACAAAUCAUUGACCCUGAUAUGUUUUUGUGGAAUUCAUUUACCGAGGAAGAACCUUCAACGACGGUAAAUUUCUUAAUACCUCAAUGUUAUUUUGUCCCCUCCCCUCCUACAACCGUACCAGGGGUACUUUAUCAAAAUUUUGAAGUCGCUGAAUCACCACGCGUGGUAUUUACGGAUUAUCUCGUUCAAAUACCUCCUUUCCUUGAAGCCAAUUCCCUUGAACCCAUUGAAUCUGGACCUGAAGAAUCAACGAGCUUGGUUUCAGGUGAAACAAAUUGUAUUAUAACACCUGCUUUAAACUAUAGCAAUACGACUACCGAUGAGGUACCUAAUAAUAAUCGAUCGACUCGGGGGAGAGGAAGAAGGAAUUCACAACGUACUUUUAUGGACGAAGAAGCUCGUGUUGCAAGGCGAAGAGAGAGAAAUCGUCUCGCGGCUAGGAGAUCAAGGACAAGAUUUCGUGCCUAUUAUAAUCAGCUAGAACGACAUGUCGACGAAUUAGAAACAGAGGUUACGAGACUAAGAGCUCUUUUGGCGGGGAGAGAGGAAAAUCAAUAA